AUGGUUGCUGUGUUCAACAAAGAUCUUCUGAGUUGGUAUCUGAUCACACUAAAACUCAAUGAAACAGUCGGAGCCGGAGUUCCAGACGGUCAAAAUCCGGCGACAUCCGGCGCCUCUACGUCGAGAUCAAUUGAAUUUACAGAGCCCCAACCACCACCUCAACAGCAGCUGCAGGAAGAAAAGCAUCAACCCUCUGAUUCAUUGCAAGUAGUGAUCAAAGAUGAAACUGCCAGAGUUGAAGAAGGUCCCAAAUCACCAGAAUCUGAUUGGGUGAUUAGCAUCAGGCAAAAACUGGAUCAUGCUUACCAAGAUGAUAGUGCAAAUACUUGGUCCAAACUCUGCAUUUACAGAAUACCUCAAUAUUUGCGAGAGGGAAAUGACAAAUGUUUUCUUCCUCAGAUUGUUUCAUUAGGACCUUAUCAUCACAACAAGCGAAGACUACGAAACAUGGAUCCUCACAAAUGGCGCGCUGUUUCACAUAUCCUCCAGAGGACCAAUCACGACAUAAAACUAUAUCUUGAUGCAGUGAAAGAACUCGAAGAAAGAGCUCGGGCUUGUUAUGAAGGACAGAUUUGCCUCAGCAGUGAUGAGUUCGUGGAAAUGAUGGUCCUUGAUGGUUGUUUCAUUCUGGAGCUGUUUCGCGGUGUCGCGGAAGGGUUCAGUCAAUUGGGGUAUUCGAGAAGUGAUCCCAUCUUCUCGAUGCGUGGAUCAAUGCAUUCCAUUCAAAGGGAUAUGAUAAUGCUGGAGAAUCAAAUUCCUCUGUUUGUACUGGAUCGUCUGUUUGGCAUUCAAGUUGGGCAGCCUGAUCUUAAAGGCAUUGUAAGCAAGCUUGCUUUAAGGUUUUUCGAUCCUUUAACGCCGACUGAUGAGCCUUUGAGUAAAAGUGAUAGGCAUAAACUUGAAAUUUCUAUGGGACAUACCUCUGCUUUUGAUCCACUAGCAGACUUUGGAGGGGUACAUUGCCUGGAUGUCUUCCGGAGGAGUCUACUGAGAUCAGGGCCUCAACCAACUCCAAAAGUUUGGGUGAAGAAAUGGUCUAAUUCCCACCGGGUUGCAGAUAAGCGCCGGCAGCAGCUCAUUCACUGUGUCACAGAGUUGAGAGAAGCCGGAAUUAACUUUAAGAAACGGAAAACAGACCGGUUCUGGGAUGUCAAAUUCAAGGAUGGAGUCCUCAAGAUUCCUCGGCUUCUAAUCCAUGAUGGUACGAUGUCCCUUUUUCUCAACCUCAUCGCCUUCGAACAAUGUCAUCUUGACAGCACCAAUUACAUUACAUCGUAUGUGAUCUUCAUGGAUAACUUGAUCAACUCCCCCGAAGAUGUGAGCAUUCUACAUCAUUACGGAAUUAUUGAGCAUUGGCUUGGUAGUGAUGCUGAAGUAGCUGACCUGUUUAAUCGACUGUGCCAAGAAGUGGUUUUCGACAUAAGUGACAGUUAUCUUUCGCCGUUAUCGGGGCAAGUAAACCGCUAUUGCGAUCAUAGAUGGAACACUUGGCGGGCAACUCUUUGCCAUAAAUAUUUCAAUAACCCUUGGGCAGUUAUCUCAGUUGUUGCUGCUGUGGUCUUACUGGUGCUAACGUUUGCACAAACAUUUUAUGGAGUUUAUGGCUAUUACAGACCACCAUCUUAA
Messenger RNA from Oldenlandia corymbosa var. corymbosa, 1626 nucleotides. The record is from the annotation of a GenBank genome assembly. NCBI's taxonomy places the organism in Eukaryota, Viridiplantae, Streptophyta, Magnoliopsida, Gentianales, Rubiaceae.